AUGCUGAACUUUAUGAUGAAGCAGGGGCAAAUUCCUACUACAGUUGUUGUCAUUGACAUUGGCGUCUGGCUGAAUCAUGCCAGCGGGAUUUUUCGAGUUUUGCAACCAGUCAAGAACAAAGAAAGCACAUUGAACCUGGUGAGAGAUCGAGGGUUAUGCAGGGACUGGACGUUUGCUGCAAGACUUGGGGGGGACAGUGAGGAGCCAAAACAAUUCAGAUGCAGCGGUGUAGAGAACGAGCUCCUUCGACCGAAACCAACAAAUCCCGUGCUGAUUGUGGGAAGCUCAGAAGCCUCCCUCGAGCUAUCUCGAAUUUUCAUGAACAGCCGUAUCUCUUCCCGCCAUCGUCCUGACAUUCCAUUCGGCUCGAAACACAGUCACGCAGAGCAAGACGACGUCAAAGUUCUUGUUGUCAUUGUCACUUAUAGUUGUCAAAAAGAUUCGGUCAAUUAUGAGAAUCAGUCUCUCUAUCAGCAAGUAGCACUCUUGCGGUCUGCAAGGAAGGAGUUAAGCUGCUUUGUAUUGCUGCUUGAUGGAGUGGAACUUUCCCGAGCUGCGUCCAGCUCCAUGGCAGGCUGUGUCUUCAUGAGACGAUCCUCUCCAAUCCGAUACUCGGUAUCCUUGGACGCUGAUAUUCCUUCUCAGCAAGACAUUUCUAAACUUGUAGAAAAUGUCGGAAUUAUUGUCUGGCCAGCUGGAGACAGAACUCGAGUGCCCAUGGCGAAGUGCUACCUACGUUUGAAAUUCAAGGUCCCAACACCUGAUCGGAACUAUUCUUUUCCUUCUCAUUACCAUCAAAGAACCAAGAUUUGUUUGUGCGUGCCAACUAUUACACCCCCUGGUGUAUCGAAGGUAUCAGCGCUUCCGUUCAUCAACACCUUCUUGCCUUCGCUAGUUGCUUCGAUCAGCGAUGACUUUUCGUUCGAAAACUACAUUUUUGUGGUGUACGUUGCGUAUGAUCAGGGAGAUCCGUUGUAUGACAAGAAUAGGAGUUUGAUUGAACAGCAUACAAAAGAUCAGACCUUCAACCGACCAAUCUUCUUGAAAUUCUACAGGAUGCCUCCAUCUAAGGUCAUAUCAUCCUGCUUUUCGGAAACGUAUGACACAACGCAGGGAGGGAUCGCGUUUUUAUGGAAUUCAUUGAUGGCUGCAGCAUGGCAAGACGGCUGCGACUAUUUUUACCAAAGCAACGAUGAUGUGCAAUUUGUCACCAGAGCCUGGGCGAAAACAUUCGUUGAAACCUUGCAAACUAGUCUUGUUCGAGCAAACUUCGGGGUUGUUGGAGCUGUGGAUCUGAACAACAAUCUGGUUCUUACCCAGAGCUUUGUUCACCGAACGCAUCAACACAUAUUUAGUUCUCACUUUCCGAUGACCAUCAAGAAUUGGCAUCUGGAUGACUGGAUCUCUCAAGUCUACCCCGAGAAUGCUACGUUCAGGCUGAAGAAUGUAUUCAUCAAGAACACCAACAUGUAUGCGGAAUGUAGAGAAGACAAAACUUGGUACGAGAACGAAGUGCUGCGAGGGCGACGCUUGAUCCAAGAUUGGAUGAAAAUGGCGGAGAACGACGAUGAGAAGGGAAAGAAGUUUCGCUCUGCAGCAUGA
Messenger RNA from Guillardia theta CCMP2712, 1602 nucleotides. RefSeq lists its product as hypothetical. The transcript is spliced from 5 exons. The record is from RefSeq and is a predicted model, not a curated record. NCBI's taxonomy places the organism in Eukaryota, Cryptophyceae, Pyrenomonadales, Geminigeraceae. The coding region runs from base 1 to 1602 and encodes 533 amino acids.